Akanthomyces muscarius is the source of this 1254-nucleotide messenger RNA. RefSeq lists its product as uncharacterized. Bases 1 to 1254 code for a protein of 417 amino acids. Gene Ontology annotation, biological process: intracellular monoatomic cation homeostasis. Gene Ontology annotation, cellular component: mitochondrial inner membrane. Lineage: Eukaryota; Fungi; Ascomycota; Sordariomycetes; Hypocreales; Cordycipitaceae. Gene Ontology annotation, molecular function: ribosome binding. The transcript has 2 exons. The record is from RefSeq and is a predicted model, not a curated record.
AUGCAUUUGGUGCCUGAAUUGGCUUGUGGGGCACACGCCACACCACCCCGUUUUACUCGACGUCAGAUCAACCACCCCCGGCGAUAUUUUGGUCUUCUUUCCUCAUUCUCUGCAACUUCCAUCAGACGCACCACAAACAGCGCCAGGGUCAGCCAGUCGUCUCUCUCGAUGAGCUCCAGCCUUGCUUGGCGCUGCCGGGCAAACAGCCCCGGCGCGCUGUCGCUCUCGCGAAACUUUGCCGUCCUCCCCAACCACAUUGGUCUCGCGACGACCCGAGUCGCCCGCACCACGAAUCGCCACCGAUCUGUACAAUUUCGCAGCGUACAUCACACCACACCACCUGCCGCAUUACGCAGCAGCAAGGAGAUCCUUAACCCGUUGCUCAACCCGCCAGCGUCCACGCGGCCCCCUGUGCUGGAAGCAGUGCAGCGCGAGGCCUACAACUCGACACCCUCCUACCUCUUUCACCUGGGCAAAAGCUAUCUCAAGUUCUACAAGAACGGGCUCAAGGCCGUCUUUGCCAACCGCCGACUGCUACGAGAGAAGCUGGCGCGGACGCCCGCCGACGACCGGCCGUCGGUGUGGCGGCCGUACGUGGUGCCCAAGUCGUUUUCGCGUGCCGACUGGGUUCUGCUGUGGCGUGUGCGGCACGACCUGCUGCGUCUGCCGUGCUUUGGGCUCAUGUUUGUCAUCUGCGGCGAGUUCUCGCCGCUGGUGGUGAUGCUGGUGGACGGCAUCGUGCCGUACACAUGCCGCAUCCCGCGGCAGCUGCGCGGCAGCGCGGAAAAGGCCGAGACGCGCCGCCGGCAGGCCUUUCGGGAGCUGGAGACGGCGCACCCACACGGCGUGCUGAGCCCGCGCGUCUCCCCUUCCCUCGCCCGCAAGCACGUGCUGCGCAGCCUGCACCUGUCGGGCGCCAUGUGGGAUCGGCUGGGCUUCGUGCCACCCGGGCUGUGGGCGAUCAAGGGCACGCUGCGCAUGGCGUUCCUCGAAGGCGACGACAAGAAUCUGGUCGAGGACGGCGGGCCUAUGGGCCUCGAGGUCGACGAGCUGCGCAUCGCGUGUAUGGAGCGCGGCAUCGACGUCCUGGGCAAGAGCGAGUCGGAGAUGCGGACAUGGCUGGGUGACUGGCUCCGGCUGACGGCGGCCGAGGAUCUGACGGAGCGCCGGAGGAGGAUGACGACGUUGCUGAUGACGAGACAAGAGAACUGGCCGCAGAACCGCGACUUUGCGGUGCCGGAAUGGCAUCUAUAA